AAGUAGAGGUACGUAUUUCUUCAUGCAGUCAAUAAAUUCCCGUGCAAAAUAAUAUUAUGUUAGAACCUGCGGAUAAGAAGGUAAAGAUGGCGUCUUCUUUGGAACAGCUGAAGCGGCAUACAAUUGUGGUGGCAGAUACUGGUGAUUUUGAAGCAAUGAAGCAGUACAAACCAACGGAUGCCACCACUAAUCCUUCCCUGAUUCUACAGGCUUCUUCUCUUCCACAAUACCAGACUCUUAUUGAAAAGGCUCUGAAGUAUGGAAGGGGUCAUGGAAGAUCAUUUGAUGAACAGUUAUCCAUAGCUAUGGAUAAACUUUUUGUUUUAUUUGGUUGUGAAAUCUUGAAGAUAAUUCCUGGAAGGGUUUCUACUGAAGUAGAUGCAAGGCUAUCUUUUGACAAAGAAGGAUCUAUAGUUAAGGCCAAGAAAAUUAUUCAGCUCUAUGAAGAAGAAGGAAUUGGGAAAGAGAGGAUUCUUAUAAAGUUGGCUUCAACCUGGGAAGGAAUACAGGCUGCCAAGGUAUUGGAAGAAGAAGACAAUAUCCACUGUAAUAUGACACUUUUGUUUAAUUUUGCACAGGCUGUUUGUUGUGCUGAUGCGGGUGUCACACUUAUCUCCCCUUUUGUGGGACGUAUUCUUGAUUGGUAUGUACAAAACACCGACAAAAAAUCUUACGAACCUGAAGAAGACCCUGGGGUACUGAGUGUGAGAAAGAUCUACAAUUACUACAAGAAGUAUGACUAUAAGACCGUGGUGAUGGGAGCAUCUUUCCGUAACAUUGGGGAGGUCAAAGCUCUAUCUGGUUGUGAUUUACUAACAAUCAGUCCAAAACUUCUUGGUGAACUUGCUGAAUCAACUGAAGAAGUUCAUGCACACCUCACUGAACAGUCUGCUAAAAAGGAAGACCUUGAAAAAGUAGAAAUUGAUGAGAAGACAUUCCGUUGGGAACUCAAUGAAGAUCAAAUGGCUAAUGAUAAGUUGUCGGAAGGUAUUCGCAAGUUUGCUGCAGAUGCCAGAAAACUAGAAAACAUUUUGAGAGAACGGCUGAAAUAAGUAGACAGGAAAGAUCAUUAAAGUAAAAGUAAAUUAAGCUUUUCAGCAUAGUAUCUGCUUAUUAAAAGAACACGUACCCAGUGAGGUUGUAUAACUAAAAAUAAAUAUUUUUAUUAAUGUUGGCUUCUUUAAGUUUUAUUUUGUGAAAAUGUUACUUGUUUGAAAAAAAAAACAUUUGUUUUCUUGUGUAAUUUUUUUUAUACUUUGAAGUACGAAACUCUCUUAUCAGUCAUUCAUUUACCUAAAAUAGUUCAAAGAUGCUGCAAGAUAAAAUUAUACUGUUAUUCCAUGCUUUAAGUAGAAUGGGCUAUACACAACCACUAGAUAAAUAUAAAUAAUAAUAAUAAAAAAAGCUUGAAAUAUUACUUAAUGAUGUAAAAGGUGAUGGAUUUAAUAAAAAAUACAAAAUAUGAAAAUAUG
Molecule: messenger RNA, 1472 nt
Organism: Limulus polyphemus (Atlantic horseshoe crab)
Lineage: Eukaryota; Metazoa; Arthropoda; Merostomata; Xiphosura; Limulidae
Gene: Taldo
Product: transaldolase-like
Exons: 8
Coding region: 57-1052 (331 amino acids)
Biological process (GO): pentose-phosphate shunt; carbohydrate metabolic process; pentose-phosphate shunt, non-oxidative branch
Cellular component (GO): cytoplasm; intracellular anatomical structure
Molecular function (GO): transaldolase activity
Source: RefSeq, a predicted model, not a curated record